UCUCCUCUCUUCUCUCGCUCUCCUCUCUCUUGUCAACUGUUCAUUAUAUAUACAGACACAGAUUGAUUGAAUCGCAGGGAGGUGAGUUUUGAAAAAAAGAAAAUAAUAAUAAUAAUAAUGUAUAAUAAAUUUAUUUCUUACCAUUUUUUAACUGCUAUUUAUAUUCUUGCUUUAAUGGCGUUCCUUGCUCUAUCCCUUCCUUGAUUCCUUCUCUCAAUAUUUGCUUUUAUUUUUUUUGCCCCUUGUUAUUCUUUGCUCUCACAUGCAUCGUCUCUGAUACUUGUCUCCUCUCCCCAUCUGAGAUUUCUGCAAGUUUCUCAUCUGGGCACCCCUAAGAUUCAAUCUUUCGAAGUGGGUUUCUCUCAAAAUUGAGUCUUGCUUCUUGAUUUUGCAUGGGUUCAUCGUCCUAGCCUGAUUUGGGACCUUUUACCCUCAUUUUCUAAUGGCUGGAAUUGAUGUUUCCAAGUAUUCGCAUAGCCCAGUUCACAAAGCAGUCCUUGCCAGAGAUUAUUCUGGUUUAAAACGUACCCUUUCGUCUCUCCCUCGACUCUCCGACCCCUCAGCGAUCAAGACGGAGGCUGCUUCGAUCGCCGAAGAGGAGAAAGCUGAAGCAAUUGCAGCAGUCAUCGAUCGGAGAGAUGUUCCUAACAGAGAAACCCCUUUGCAUCUCGCCGUGAAGCUCGGGGACGCCACGUCCACCGAGAUGCUAAUGCUCGCAGGCGCAGACUGGAGCCUUCAGAAUGAACAAGGAUGGAGCGCUCUCCAAGAAGCAAUCUGUGACCGAGAGGAGAAUUUAGCGAAAAUCAUUGUUCGGCAUUACCAGCCUUUAGCUUGGGCGAAAUGGUGCAGGAGACUUCCUAGAGUUGUUGCCGCGAUGAGGAGGAUGAGGGACUUCUAUAUGGAGAUCACAUUUCACUUCGAGAGCUCGGUGAUCCCAUUUAUAUCAAGAAUUGCGCCGUCUGAUACUUACAAGAUAUGGAAGAGAGGAGCUAAUCUGAGGGCAGAUAUGACAUUGGCUGGUUUCGAUGGGUUUAGGAUUCAGAGAUCGGAUCAAAGUGUUUUGUUUCUUGGAGAGGGAUCCGAGGACGGGAAAGUAGCCCCGGGGACCUUAUGUAUGAUUUCUCACAAGGAUAAGGAGAUUAUGAAUGCUUUAGAAGGGGCGGGAGCUCAGGCUAGUGAAGCUGAGAUUCAACAGGAGGUAUCAGCAAUGUCACAGACCAACAUAUUUAGACCGGGGAUUGAUGUCACCCGUGCUGUGCUUCUUCCACAAUUGACUUGGAGGAGGCAAGAGAAGGCUGAGAUGGUCGGUCAAUGGAAAGCUAGGGUUUACGAUAUGCAUCAUGUUGUUGUAAGUGUCAAGUCUAGGAGAGUACCCGGCGCAAUGACAGAUGAGGAAUUCUUCUCCUCUUGUAACGAGAGCUCCAACGAGAAUGACACCGAGAGCGAAGAGUAUGAGGAUGUUUUGACACAGGAAGAAAGAAAGCAGCUGGAGAUUGCAUUGAAGAUGUCUCCGGAUGUUGCUGAAGACGAUCUUUCUGAUGGAUUUGUUGGCCAUAGGAACAGUCGCUACGAGAUUCCGAUAGAGGAUGUGAGUAGUUCGAGUAAUGCUGAAAGUAAACAAGACAGAAAGAGGUGGUUCGGUGGUUGGGGAAAGAGGGGAAUUAGCGCUAAUAACAAGCAAGAUGGGAAGAAAAUUGAGCCUCCAAGGAGCUCCCUUUGUGUUGAUGAGAAAGUGAGUGAUCUUCUUGGAGAUUCACCAUCUAGAAUACAGAAUACACCAGGGAGGCAUUCAAUGGAGAUACCCAUUAGACCGGAGGAUCUAAAAAGGGGAAGAGAGAAAGAUCCCAGAAAGUCUUCUUUGAGUUCAGAAAGUGGACAUCGACGUAAAGAAACUGGCAAGGAGAGUGAAUAUAAGAAAGGAUUGAGGCCUGUUCUUUGGCUUGCUCCUAACUUUCCCCUCCGGACCGAGGAGCUUCUACCAUUGCUUGAUAUUUUGGCGAAUAAAGUUAAGGCGAUUCGUCGAUUAAGGGACCUGCUUACGACGAAGCUCCCUCCUGGGACAUUUCCGGUUAAGGUAGCAAUUCCAGUUGUACCUACCAUCAGAGUCCUCGUCACCUUCACCAAAUUCGAAGAACUACAACCUUCAGAAGAGUUCUCUACCCCACCUUCAAGCCCCGGGGCCAAGAGCCCAACACCUCAAGCCCAAUCGACCUCUUGGCUCCAAUGGAUAAAGGUCCCAUACCGUCAAACUUAUACGACUGUUUCAGGGCCAAGCAGCCGAGUUGAGGACAUCCAAGAUCCUUUCUUGAUACCAUCAGAUUACACUUGGACAACCCCCGAAGCAAAGAAGAAGAAGAUGCAGGAGAACAAGGGGAAAUCGAAGAAGGGAAGAGGUCAGAACCACUGAAGUUUGUAUCGUCGGUUGAAUGUAAUCGUACGCCCCCAAGGGAAAUGUGGAAGUUCAGCAUGAGAUUCUAUUAAUGGUGACGUGUGAAACAGGUUGCCAUAUCUGGUAAGAAGUGGGUUUAACGAAUUCUUCUUCAGGGAUUGACCGCGUAAGAUCUCGGGAUCUAGCUGUAACCAAGAUUGGGAUGCGUCUAGAUUUAUUGGUGCAUUCUUUCUCAUGUUGAAAUUGUUGUAUACUACUACUACUACUACUUGGAAUUGCUUGCUAGUAUAUUAUUGACUUUUAACUGUCAAAGUUUGGUGUUCGUUUUAAGCAAGCUGAGUUCAAGAUUGUACGCCCGCGUUCUUCUGUGAGCUAAUAAUAUAUAUAUUCAUUGGGAUUGAUGCCUGA
Molecule: messenger RNA, 2797 nt
Organism: Asparagus officinalis (garden asparagus)
Lineage: Eukaryota; Viridiplantae; Streptophyta; Magnoliopsida; Asparagales; Asparagaceae
Product: ankyrin repeat domain-containing protein 13C-A
Exons: 2
Coding region: 443-2407 (654 amino acids)
Cellular component (GO): cytoplasm
Molecular function (GO): protein binding
Source: RefSeq, a predicted model, not a curated record